AUGAGGCUCCAGAUGAAUGGAACGGAGGGAGAGAACUUUUACAUUCCCUUGUCCAACAGGACAGGGGUGGUCAGGAGUCCUUAUGAGUACCCCCAGUACUACCUAGGUAGUGUGUGGCAUUUCAGGUUUCUGGCUCUAUACAUGUUUUUCCUGAUCUGCACGGGGCUGCCCAUCAAUGUCCUGACGCUGGCCGUCACAGCCAUGCACAAGAAACUGAGGCAACCACUCAACUUCAUCCUGGUCAACUUGGCUGUGGCUGGAACCAUCAUGUGCUUUUUUGGAUUUACUGUCGCUUUUGUCACGGCCCUACAGGGUUAUUUUGUGUUUGGGCCACUGGGCUGUGCCAUUGAGGGCUUCGCUGCCACUCUGGGAGGCCAAGUUUCUCUGUGGUCACUGGUCGUGCUAGCUAUUGAGAGGUACAUUGUCGUCUGCAAGCCCAUGGGAAGCUUCAAGUUUGGAACCGGUCACGCUGGAGCUGGAGUGGCAUUUACGUGGAUCAUGGCUAUGAGCUGUGCUGCCCCACCCCUUGUUGGCUGGUCCAGGUAUAUACCAGAGGGAUUGCAGUGCUCCUGUGGUCCUGACUACUACACCCUCAACCCCACAUAUAACAACGAGUCCUAUGUCAUGUACCUGUUCUCCUGUCAUUUCGUCACUCCUGUGUGCCUCAUCUUCUUCACUUAUGGAAGCCUUGUCUGCACUGUGAAAGCGGCGGCAGCUCAGCAGCAGGACUCAGAAUCCACCCAGAAGGCCGAGAGGGAGGUGACACGCAUGUGUGUCCUGAUGGUGUUGGGCUUCCUGCUGGCCUGGGUUCCUUAUGCCAGCUUUGCUGCCUGGAUCUUCUUCAACAGAGGGGCAGCUUUCUCUGCAGUAGCUAUGGCUAUUCCUGCCUUUUUCUCCAAGUCUUCAGCUUUAUUCAACCCCGUCAUCUAUAUAGGAAUGAAUAAACAGUUCCGUGGGUGCAUGAUGCAGACAGUCUUUGGCAAGAAUCCAGAAGAUGAAACUUCAGUUUCAGGAAGUAAAACUGAAGUGUCCUCAGUGGCCCCUGCAUAG
Messenger RNA from Engraulis encrasicolus (European anchovy), 1050 nucleotides. RefSeq names its product green-sensitive opsin-3-like. Gene Ontology annotation, molecular function: G protein-coupled photoreceptor activity. The record is from RefSeq and is a predicted model, not a curated record. Bases 1 to 1050 code for a protein of 349 amino acids. NCBI's taxonomy places the organism in Eukaryota, Metazoa, Chordata, Actinopteri, Clupeiformes, Engraulidae. Gene Ontology annotation, cellular component: plasma membrane; photoreceptor outer segment. Gene Ontology annotation, biological process: visual perception; G protein-coupled receptor signaling pathway; cellular response to light stimulus. The transcript has 6 exons.